Molecule: messenger RNA, 729 nt
Organism: Bipolaris maydis ATCC 48331
Lineage: Eukaryota; Fungi; Ascomycota; Dothideomycetes; Pleosporales; Pleosporaceae
Product: heterokaryon incompatibility protein-domain-containing protein
Source: RefSeq, a predicted model, not a curated record
AUGCGUCUACUAGAGUUCGAUAGCCAAAAAGAAUUUAGCGUAACAAAAGAUCUUCUUAACGAAGUACCUCCGUAUGCGAUCCUGUCGCAUACCUGGGAGGCGGAUGAGGAAGAAGUCACCUUGCAAGACAUAGUGACAGGUAGUGGUAAAGACAAAGCAGGGUAUAGAAAGACUCAGUUCUGCGCGCAACAAGCUGCUCGUGAUGGUCUGCGCUACUUCUGGGUCGACUCUUGUUGCAUCGAUAGAUCGAACUACACGGAACUCUCAGAGGCGAUCAACUCAAUGUUCCGCUGGUACAAGCACGCAGCUAAAUGCUAUGUAUACCUCGCCGACGUCUCAGCCAGUACUUGCAGCCAGACUAGUCAGCCGCCUGAGGAAACAUGGGUGCCCGAGUUUCGAAACAGCAGAUGGUUUACUCGAGGCUGGACGCUUCAGGAGCUUCUUGCGUCCCCGGAGGUUGAGUUCUUCUCUCGCGAAGGCAUUAAACUCGGGUCUAAGAAGUCGCUGGAGCAGCAAAUCCAUGAAAUAACGGGCAUUCCCAUCCAGGCACUAGCAGGAUGUCCCUUGUCUGAUUUCAGGAUUGAAGAAAGACUCUCGUGGGCAGAGAAGCGCCAGACCAAGCGUGAGGAGGACGCGGCGUACAGCCUCCUCGGCCUAUUCGACCUGCACAUUCCGCUCAUCUACGGCGAAGGAAGAAGUAAUGCCAGAACCCGGCUGUUGCACGAAAUA